AUGUCAAUCGGAACCCGUGCUCAGCCGCGGCUCCUAAGCGCCAUCUUCUCUGUCCCGGCGUCCAACAAGGCGGCUCCGUCGCCUCUCCUCCCAAAACUCUCCGACGAUGGCCCGAUUCUCUCUUCGUUCCAAAAUAAUAGUAGUUCAACCUUCUCCUUUUCAAAUCACGAGAGAACUAAUAGCCGCCUCUCUACUUAUCAAGACAUAAAAUAUGGAGGCCGUAUUAUAUAUAGUAGAACAGUAGGAGAGGUGGAAAAGGCUGCAAAAGAGCUUCUAGAUUUUGUGGAAACUAAGAAAAGAAAGGAGGGCGAGUGCAUCCUUGGCCUUGAUAUUGAGUGGAAGCCGUCAUUCACAAGAGGUGUUUCCCCUGGGAAGGCUGCAGUUAUGCAGAUAUGUGGAGACAAUAGUUGUUAUGUGUUGCACAUUUUUCACUCUGGCAUUCCUAAAAAUUUGCGAACUUUGCUUGAGGACUGCUCUUCUUUGAAGGUGGGUGUGGGAAUUGCAAGUGAUGCAGCUAAGGUCCGUCGUGAUUAUAAUGCAUUAAUUAAUAACUUAGAAGAUCUUUCCAAUCUAGCCAAUCAAAACCUCGGUGGGAAACCCAAGCAGUGGAGUCUAUCAUCGCUAACUGAGAUGCUCAUUUACAAACAGCUUCCCAAGCCAGGUAAAAUCAGAAUGGGAAAUUGGGAAGUUGGUGUUCUAUCAAGAGAACAAAUAAAAUAUGCUGUCACUGAUGCAUAUGUCUCUUGGUACCUGUAUCAGCUACGCAACUGCAAUGUCAAUUUCCGCUCCUGCUUCUUCGAGCUGCCAUAUGUCGUUCUUCAGUCCGGUAGUCCUGAAUUAGUUGAUCAAGUUUGCGAGAGGUAUGCCGAGUUCUCGCUAAAAGUUCUUCAAGAUAUGGGUCAAGCCGUAGGGGUUCGAAAAUUAUUUUCAAGACUUCCCAAAGAGGCUCAGGAUUGUUACAGUAACGAUCGGAACAAUAUUACAGCUAACAGCAACAAUUCUGCGGCGGCGGCGGUAGUGGCCGCGGUUCCCAAGCCGAUAUGGAUGAAACAAGCGGAGGAGGCCAAGCUGAAGAGCGAAGCAGAGAAGGCCGCUGCUGCCAAAGCCGCAUUCGAAGCCACCUUUAACAGUUCCCAACUUCAACAACCUCAACCCCCAUCGGCCGCGUCACCCGCCUCUUCGGAUUCUGACGACGGUGAUGACAGAGCAUCUGAGAUGAACAGCUCCGUGGGGCCCGUGGACCCUUCCAGGUGCACUGCACAAGGGGCAGGGAUUGCUGGAGGCACGGCGUGCGUGGGGGCCACGUUUACAGUACUCACGAAGGAUGCCGAUGGGAGGAAGGUGGUUCAGGGUGGGGCUCAAGUGAAGGUUCGUGUCUCUCCAGAUGCUGGAGUUGGAGGUGAUGAGCAGGACGGGAUAGUGAAGGAUAUGGGGGAUGGAAGUUACAGUGUGACUUAUGUGGUUCCUAAGAGGGGAAGUUAUAUGGUACAUGUGGAGUGCAACGGGAAGCCUGUUAUGGGAAGUCCUUUCCCUGUCUUCUUCAGCGCAGGAACUCCCACUGGUGGUCUUCUUGGAAUGGCUCCAGCUGCUUCCUUCCACACUUUAGUGAACCAAACCAUGCCCAACAUGCCAAAUUAUUCUGGUUCUGUAUCUGGUGCUUUCCCAGGGUUGCUUGGUGUUGUUCCAGGUGUUGCUUCUGGGGCCUUGGGUGGAGUGGUUUUGCCUGGAGUAGGUUCCUCUUUAGGAGAAAUAUGCCGAGAGUACCUUAAUGGACGAUGUGCUGCUACUGACUGCAAGUUUAAUCACCCACCUCAGCAUCUACUGAUGACUGCUUUAGCUGCCACCACUACAAUGGGAACAUUGAGUCAAGUGCCGAUGGCACCGUCUGCUGCUGCAAUGGCUGCUGCUCAGGCAAUUGUUGCUGCUCAAGCCCUUCAAGCCCAUGCUGCAGCCCAAGCUCAGUCCUCGAAGGAUUCUGGUUCUGCUGACAACGAACGGAAGGCUGAUUCACUUAAAAGUACUGUUCAAGUUAGUAACCUCAGCCCACUUCUGACUGUCGAUCAGUUGAAACAGCUUUUUAGCUUUUGUGGAACUGUUGUGGAGUGUACAAUUACCGAUUUAAAACAUGUAGCCUAUGUUGAAUACUCAAAGCCAGAAGAAGCCACUUCUGCGUUGGCACUGAACAAUAUGGAUGUUGGGGGUCGUCCAUUGAAUGUCGAAAUGGCAAAAUCACUACCUCCAAAACCCAUUUUGAAUUCACCAUUGGCUUCAUCGUCUUUGCCUAUGGUGAUGCAGCAAGCUGUUGCCAUGCAACAAAUGCAAUUUCAGCAGGCUCUAUUAAUGCAGCAAACGCUGACUGCCCAGCAGGCAGCUAACCGUGCAGCUACAGUGAAGACUGCAACAGAAUUAGCUGCAGCUAGAGCUGCGGAGAUAAGUAAGAAGUUGCAAGCUGAUGGACUGGUUGUAGAGGAGAAGGAAUCUGGCAAGAAGUCUAGGUCACCAUCUCCAUCUCAUGCCAAGUCAAGGUCUAGGUCAAGAUCCAAGUCGAUGUCUCCUAUUAAUUAUAGAUCAAGACGAAGGUCAGUGUCAUACUCACCUCCUACUCGUCGCAGUCGAGACUAUAGAUCCAGAUCACCUAGAAGAUCUCGCUAUUACUCGAGUUAUGAGAUGGAGCGUAGAUACUACAGAAACAGUAGGGAUGCUAGUGACAAGCAUAGAAGACGAGUGCACGAUGAUGGUUCACCUGUUCACAGGAGAAAGAGGAGCAGGAGUGUGAGCCCUCAACCUAAGAAGGUGUACCGUGAAGAUAUAGGCUCACCUAGACGCCACCGAGAAAGUCAUGUUGAUAGAACAAAGAAAUCGACACACAGUGAUUCAAGAUCUCGCUCUCAUAGGAGAAGAUCUUCAUCUUCAGGUGAUGAAGCAUGUAAAUCAAAACAUAGGAGACACUCUUUAUCUAGGUCUGAUGAAGUUAAGCAUCACUCUUGUGAUAAGAAAGACAAGACAAAUGAAGAAAAACCAAAGAACCGGAACAGGAGACGCUCCAGAUCAGGUUCUAUUGAGGGUCAAGAUCAUGGACGAAAAUUUACCCCAAGAGUUCUGGAGGAGAGCAAAUCGAGACACCGAAGACGAUCAAGGUCCAGAUCUCUAGAAGAUAAGCAUCAGUCAAGUGAGAAAUAUGAAGGGAGGAAAGAGGAUAAAUCAAGAAACCGCGAUAAAAGACGUUCUAGGUCGAAGUCAACUGAAAGGAAGAAUAGGAAAGGCAGUAAGGCUGCUGUAGGGCAUUCAGAUGGUGAACACAAGUCGAAACAUAGGAAGCAGUCUCGAUCACCACAUAGGGAAUGCUCCCAGUCUAUUGAAAAUAAUGAUAAUUUAGGUGAUAUUGUUCCUGUUGAAAGCAAAGAUAUCCCAGUGAAGGAUAAGAAUGAUACAUCUGUGACAUUAAAUGAUGUCUAUGUGGACAGGUUGAAUGAAUUGAUGGAUAUGAAUGCUGGAGAGGCUGCAAUUGUUGAGAAUUCUGCGAAAUAAUGCCAGAAGAUUGUGGAAAUCUGUUGCUAAUAAUUUUGAAUAGACUGGUAAGUCCGUUACAUUCCAUGAAGAUGCAGGUACCUGGACUGCUAUUCAUGGUCACCAGAUGAAUUUGGCACGAUAUAUGUGUCUUAUUGCAUAUGUAUGGUAUGCAACUGCAGAUCUUGGGUUUAAUAGCAUCUCCACAGUUAAGAUUGUUUGGUUAGGUGAGGUUCUCUAAAGGCGACCCUGAUUCAGUUGCGUGGUUUGUUGGUUGGUUAGUUUCUUGGUCUUUUCUCACAGGUAAAUCUCUGUUUAAACAAAGCCUUCGGCUCAGCUGUGAAAUAUUUGGGAGAUCAAGCGAACUGAUGCUUCUGAAUAUUUUCGUGAUGGUUCUCUUUGUUUCUUUUCUCUUUGUUCUCUCUUCAUUUUAGCUUGACUAGUCACCCUUGCUUGAUGGUGACAAAUUUAUGGAUUCCUUCUGGUUACUUUCAUUCUUGAUGUACAUGAACAAAUCUUGAAACUAGCAUGGAGAAUCAAAUAACAUUGCUGCAUGGUAACCCUUUUUUGGUUAGUCAUGCAAAGUUGGAAAAUCUAUAGUGAGAUCUGAUAAGAACAUAUAAUAGUUUGGAUCAGGUCAGUAUUUUGUUAUGAGGCUUCCUUUUGGGCCAUUUAAGUGUUGAAUAUCUCAAUGAUUCCCCCAUAACAAUUGCCUUCGAUUAAUUUUGAAGGCUCUUUAAGACAUAAUACUCUGUGGCGACAGGUCCUGCAAAUUAUUGAGUUCAAAAGUAGUUCUGGCUUAUGCCAAGUCUUCAUCUUUAUGAUGGAAAAUAUUCAUAAGUAUUGGGUAUAUGAGGUCUGGAUUUGUUUUUGGUGAAGCAUAUUUUGUGACAAAGCUUUAGACUAGAAAUUGUUCACAAUUUGAAUAAGAAACAAGGAUGAAUAUGUCAGAAACUUUAGUCCAACUCUCUGCUGUACAUUUUUACUAUCCAAGUAGGCCUAAGUUGGAAAAUUAAGGUAUAUGUAUUUAGACCAAAAUUGUUGUGCGGCCUUUUAAACUUUGUCUUCACAUGACAAGCAUCGAAACCUAUUUGAUGUCUUCCCGCCUUAGUUUAGUGAAUAAAAAUGUAGCCAACUAAAGAGGGUAGGUGUUUUUGUGAAGCACAUCUACUGUAUCUUUAAACAGAGUCUCCAUGUGAUACAUGUGGAAGGCCCAAAGCUUGUUAUAAUUGGUAAUUAUUAUUUUGUAGACUUUUGAGUAGUGUGCUAAAAAUCCAGUUGGGCGCUAGGUGCCAGCGACACACAAGACCCCGAUUUUUAUCUAGGUGACCCUUUUAUGUGCUGGAUAAAUUAGGCGUCUCCUAGGUAGGCUAGGCGGCUCAGGCAGUUGCGAAUUUAGUCAUCCUUAGAUUGAUUAGGCGGUUCAGAAGGGCCUUGGGCGCACAUAUAAUUUUUUUUUUUACAUUUUUUAAUAUAUUUUCAUAAAAUAAUAAAAAGAUAAAUGUACAAUAAUUAUAAAAUUAAAACAC
Messenger RNA from Striga asiatica, 5036 nucleotides. Lineage: Eukaryota; Viridiplantae; Streptophyta; Magnoliopsida; Lamiales; Orobanchaceae. The record is from the annotation of a GenBank genome assembly.